CUCCCCUUCGGUUUAAUCUAUCAGCCCUACUGGUUAUGAAACCAGUCAAUUGGAUUUCACUAUCUAAUACUUCUGACGUUAACCAAGUUUCCGAGACAGCGAUAACGUCCGGUUUUUCUUUAUCCACCACUGACUUCAGCUCCGCCAUUUUAUUUAGUAGGCUGCGAGCAUUUGUGUAGCACACUUUUAAGUCUGUGGAGAGCUUUCCCUUGCCACCCAGAGUGGCUUGGGGAUCGUUUUGCUCCGAACUUUUACAAUCUGAAAACCCUUAAGAACGAGGUUUCUUUCACUGUUUCGGUGACGCUCGUUUAUUUCCGCUGCUGCAGCUCUUCUCUUGAUACGAUCAGCUAGGCUGAGGUCCUCACGGACAUAUAUUCCGGAUCCAAUCAGUUUACGUGAAUUACUUAGAAUCAGGUUCCUUUCUUCCACCGUGUUGAAUGUAACCUUUAGGAGGCGGUUUUUCUGAGGACUUUCGGAAUCCACCUUUUUUCCUAUUCUAUAAAGCUUACAAAUACUAACUCCUGAAACUGUAUCUGGGAGUAGUUUACUUAAUGAUGUCUUAAUAUGAUUGAAAUCAUGUUCAAAUCUUGCCUUUGGUUCAGUAUCUGAAGAUUCUCUUAUCUUAUGAAAAAUGACUGAUCUAUCAAAGAGAUCUGUCUUUUCACGCGGUGAGGAUGUUUCUUCUGAUAACAUCCCUUCCAAUGUCUUGCUGACCAGCUGCGUUUUGCCUACAGCCUUUUUCUUAUUUUUUUUCUUCUUACCGAAGUCCAUUUGUCACCACUCAGAACAGCCACACCUGGACUAUGUGGAACGGUGACAGUUUUAUCCGGAUCUUCUAUUUCGACUAGAGGUGUAUGACUGCCGAUGUCAUUAUCAAGCGACACUUAAUUUCUCGUUAAUGUCAACGGAGAUUUCACGUUCCCGUCAACCGCAGUUAGGUGUUUAAUGGGUCCAGUAGCAGCACCUACUACACUGACACAUUCUUCAUCGUCAGUGCUCCUGUUAUCCGUGCUUCCGACAUCGUUUUUCUUGCAGGCCGAAGCCAAUAGGCCCAUAGCCUCUUGUAUUAGUACCUUUUUAUCCGUACAGCAGAACAUACAAAGCCAAUGCGAGUUAGGCUUCGAGCAUCUUUUGUAAGCCGUCGGACUUAGUCGUGUACACAUUUUGUGAUACCACUUUUUACAGUCGUCACACUGCAUUCCCUCCUCAACGGAUCCAAUACACAGUUGGACAGACAUUAUCCGUCCAACUGUGUAUUGGAUAUGGACUUGUAUGAUCUAAAAUGUUCUCUUUAGUAUUAGCAUUGAGCCUAUGAGCAGUGAACAGAUGUCUGCACGCUAUACCAUUCGACCAGGUAGUGACUCUGCAGCAAAAUGAGGGCCAUUAUCAGUCACCAGUAACAUAAGAACCCCUUCCCGACUAGAAACGUUUCUCAAUGUUUGAAUUGUUAAGUCAAUAUGGUGAAGUUGGGAAAAAGCUUCAGGCCACUCAGAAAAAGAACCAACGGCAACAAGUUCACAGCAUUUGCCGAGAAAUGGACCACUAUAGUCUGCAUGAAUUCUCUGCCAGGCCUUAUACGAUACUGGUCAUGGAUGAUUUUUCGACUUACGACAUCUUCCACGAUUGCUUUCUGUAUGACAUCUGGAUUUAUCUCCAACCACCAACAUAUGAGCCUUUCCUUUCCUAUAUGUUCACUAUGAGGAUCCUCAAUGACAGAUUCACUUAAUGUAGGAGGAAUAACCGCACAAUCAUUUAAACACAAAAUACCAUCAGGAGUAGUGAAUAACUCAUCCCGCUUAGAAAAAUAGGCAGGAAAUCUACGUUUCAGCUGACAUGAAAAAUCCAAUUGAAUUAAAAACUGAAGCUAAUGAGCUUUUUAAAAAAGGGCUAUACCGAGAAGCUAUUGGCUUAUAUGACGAAUGCCUUGGUUUAUGUGGGGUUGAUAAGAGUAUGAAAUUGGUGUUACAACGCAACAAAGCCCAGUGUUUUUUAAACCUGAGAAACUUUAAUGACGCCCUGACGGCUGCCCUGGAAGCUCUCAGUAUCUCUCCUGGUGAUCCAAAGGCGCUCUAUCGUUGUGCACAAGCAUAUGAAGGUAAAGGAAUGUUAAAAGAGGCUUUAGAAACUGGAAGAAGGCUUAUUCUAGUUGACCCUAAGAAUAAAGCAGCUCAGAAUCUGACUCACAAACUGGAAACCUCAGUUGCUUCGUACGUCGCAGAAUCUGAAAGCCUUACAGGGAAACUAAACAAGAUGUUCGACAUCGUAAAUGACAACUCCAGCUCUGCCGAUCAAAUAGAACAGGCUAUAGUUAAUUUAUCUAUCUUGAUAAAAGAAAACCCUAAAGUUGCAAGUUCACUGAUCUGGACAAAUCCCAGUUUGUCGAAGAUUUAUUCCGUUUGCCGGAACUUUAAUCAUAAGUUGACCAUUGCUUGUCAUCGUUUGUUGGCUCAGCUUGUGGAAAAUGAGCGAGAUCGGGGUCUUACUGUUUUACAUGAACUUACACCACAGUAUUUUGUAAACGGGAUAUUUUCACGUAAUCCUGAUCAUUCGCUGGAACGAUGUCGAUUUUUAAAUGCUAUAUUGGAAUCACUUACUCAGUUGAAAGCUUAUCAUUGUGCUAAAGAAGCUGCAAGCGUUCGUGAGGAGACUGAAAGUAAAAAAGUCGCGCCAUGUUCUUACCCGAAAUACAAGAUUGACUCUACAGUUGAAAAGCCAGUGGAGGAAAUUUUAACAAGUCUUCUUCGAUCUGUAAAUAGCUAUCGGUUAUGCCCCAAAACUCGAGACUAUAUUUUAGAAAUAUUGGUUAGAUAUGUACCAUCUGAUAAAGGUAUUGGAUGGUCACAGAAAAUUUUUAAAAUAGAAGGUGUUAUCGAUUCUUUACUAGAGAUAGCUUGUGCAAGUGGAAUAACUUCAUUAAAAAAUUGGCGUUCAUCUCGUAUUAAUAAACAUACCAAUAAAGAACUAAUUUCUAAUAAACAUGAAAUAUCAUGUCAAAAUUCACCAGAUGGAAUUCGUUUAGCUACUACAAGUGAUACACGCAUGACUGUAGCUUGUUUAUUAGCUAAGAUAUGGGAUGAUUUAACUUCAGACAAAAGUCGAGAUGAAUACACUAAAAUAUGCAAAGAUUUUAUCAUUGAAUUAUUCGCUGAUAACUAUAUAGAAAGUAAGGUUGAAGCUGCCUCAGUUAUUGGUACAUUAUUCCUCGGACCUUAUGAAGUUGGAUCAGGAAUAAUUUCUCAAGAAGGGGUUUUUGAUGGUCUAUUACUUCUUACACAAUGUGAGAAUAAACUUUAUCAGACAGUUGCAUUAGAUACAAUUGUAAUUGCCACACAUAAGAAACAACAAUGUUUAAAUAUAAUAUCUAAAGCUGUUCCUUUAUUACAAUCAUUGUAUAAAAGUGAAAAUGAUGGUACUAGAAUUCGAGCACUUGUUGCUUUAUGUAAACUUGGUGCCGCUGGUGGUACAGAUGCUAGUGUGAAAAGUCUUACAGAAGGCUCUAAUCUACUUCUUCUCAAAGCAUGUCGUCGGCUAUUAUUGGGUAAACGACAACCAGAUCCUGAUGUAGAUGAUAUUUCUGCAAAUAAAUCAGCCGAUGUUCAUUUUAAUUCUGAAGGAGAAGUUGUUGUAGAUGAGAAUGAUGACGAUGAUGAUGAAAUUCGAAUUGAAGACGUAUCAGCUAGUCAACCAGUGGAGAAAAAAAAGGAUAACAAACCUGUAAAUGGUUCUACCGCUAGUACUAUUCAUUUCGAUGAUUUAGAUUCUGCUCAUUGGGCUGUUGAAGGUAUGGCUUAUAUAACAAUGAAUGCAGAUGUUAAAGAGGAAAUAAUUAACGAUGGUCAUUUAGUGUCAGCUUUAUUACGUUUUGCUGAACAUUGUCAAAAAGACUCAUCAUUUGCUUUAUGCAGUGUUUUAGCUCAUUUAACGAAUAGUUUUGAACGUCAACAAAUUGAACCGGAAAUCCUUGAAUUAGCGAAAUUUUCUAAACAACAUAUUCCAGAAGAUCAUCCAUACGAUUCAGAUGCAUAUAUUCAAGAACGUCGUCAAAAAUUAAUCAAUAUGGGUUUAGCUUCUUCAUUAUAUCAGUUGACAAUGCGUAUAGCUACUGCUUUGGUCGGAACAAAUCAGGGUUUGUUCGAACUAAUUUCUCGCAUUUAUUUAGCCUGUUCCGAAUUAGUUGAAUGUCGUGGUAAACUUGUACAAGGUGGUUCUGGGAAAGCUCUUCUUAAAUUAUCAAAGAGUGCUUUGAAUACCGAUACAGGUAAAACGUUAGCUUCUCAAGCUCUCGCUCGUUUAACUAUCACUGCAGAUCCACGUGUAACAUUUCCAGGACAAAAGUCAUUGGAACUUGUUCGCCCACUGCUUCAUUUAAUUCAUGCAGAUUGUAAUGCAUUACAAAAUUUUGAAGGUCUAUUGGCUUUGACAAAUUUAGCUUCAUUGGGAGAUACACAUCGUUAUCGUAUCAUGGCAGAACAUGGAUUACCGUUAAUUGAUCAUUGUCUUUUUGAAGAUCAUCCAAUGAUCAGGAGAGCUGCAACAGAAUGUGUAGCUAAUUUAGCUCAAUCUCAUGGCUUUGUUAUAUCUUCCGGUGGUACUAUUCCUUUGGAUGAUACAGAUUUAGCUAAGAAAUUAUCAUAUCUUACAUGUCCUACAGAACGUGUAAAAUUGCUAGUUUUAUAUUGUGGAGAAUUAGAUGAUUUGCUUCUUGUACGUGCAGCUUCUGGAGCUUUGGCCAGUAUGUCAUAUGAUCCAGGAAUUAUACGGAAAAUUACUAAUGUCUCCUCAUGGUUUGAGAUUAUUCAAACACUAGCUGGGCACUUUUCAUGCGCGUUACAACAUCGAGCCGCUCAUAUCUUGCAAAACUUUGUUCUACAUGGUGAACGAUCUCUUGGUGAAUACUUUUGCAAAUCAAAUAUGUUUGAAGUUCUAUUAUCAUUGAGUCUAUUGCCAGAUAUCGAUCCGGCGGAUCAAGUGCUACCGGAUAUUAAACCUUUGUAUCCCGGGUGCAGUGAUGGACGUAUUCGGGAAUUAGAACAAAAAGAUCGUGAGAGCACAAGAGAAUGUUCUAAAAAAGCUUUAGAACGUUUGAAAGAGCAUGGACUUGUGCAGAAAAUUCCGAAGUAAUGAGAAGAAAUAGUCGUUAAAAUAACAAUGAACAAGUCAGACAUACGCAUUUCCAAUUUUUACUUUAAACAAUUAUUUACUGGUUUUUAUGCAUGUUGAUUUAUUUUAUGAAAACUUUUAUUUGUUAGUAUUUUUACCGAAUUUAUCAAUUAAAGCCCACCGCAUGCUGCCUUAAAUAUUAUUUAUAUCUCAUAGAUGCUUUUUCCUGUUUAUAGUUAUUUUAGAAAUGCGUACUUUUCUUAAUUAUGAGUUAUUUUC
Molecule: messenger RNA, 5379 nt
Organism: Schistosoma intercalatum
Lineage: Eukaryota; Metazoa; Platyhelminthes; Trematoda; Strigeidida; Schistosomatidae
Source: the annotation of a GenBank genome assembly